GUCAAUCAAUUUCAAUAGAAAUCGUAUUGUUGAAAUUGAUGUAUGAGAAAUCUUUUAUUGAAUAUUUAGGAUAGUCAAUAAUUUUAUCUCAUAUUAAGAUGCCGACAGCGGCUGAGACUAAACACAGCAAUGGUCGCAAUAAAGGAAUAUUUAACAACACGACCGGCUUUAGUACUCUCAUCACGGUUACAGUUUUGUCACUGGCUUGGUUGGCCGGUUUUGCAUCCCGGCUUUUUGCUGUAAUACGUUUCGAAAGCAUCAUUCAUGAAUUUGAUCCUUGGUUUAACUAUAGAUCGACGGCGUAUAUGGUACAGCAUGGUUUCUAUAACUUUUUAAAUUGGUUUGAUGAGAGAGCAUGGUACCCUCUAGGCCGCAUUGUAGGGGGUACAGUUUACCCUGGUCUUAUGAUCACAUCAGGGACCAUCCAUUGGAUACUGCAUACACUUAAUAUACCAAUACACAUACGAGAUAUAUGUGUUUUUCUUGCACCAAUAUUCAGUGGUUUAACAGCAAUAGCUACUUAUCUGUUAACAUCUGAGCUAUGGUCCCGUGGUGCAGGUCUCUUUGCGGCAUGUUUUAUAGCAAUAGUGCCAGGCUACAGCAGCAGGUCUGUUGCAGGGAGCUAUGAUAAUGAGGGCAUAGCUAUAUUUGCACUACAGUUUACUUAUUAUUUAUGGUUGAAAAGUAUAAAAAGUGGAUCAAUUUUCUGGUCAAUUUGUACAGCUCUUUCAUACUUUUAUAUGGUCUCAGCAUGGGGUGGUUACGUGUUCAUUAUCAAUUUAAUACCUUUACACGUCUUUGUAUUACUUAUUAUGGGACGGUUCUCGCAAAGGCUAUUUGUCAGCUACACUGUCUUUUACAUUAUUGGACUAUUGUUGUCUAUGCAGAUUCCAUUCGUAGGAUUCCAACCAAUCCGCACAAGUGAACACAUGGCUGCUUCAGGUGUGUUUGCACUUUUGAUGGCCGUAGGUGCAUUAAAGUAUUUACACAGCCUGAAUCCGAAAGGACAAUGGAAACAAUUGCUUAUCUUGGGGGGUUUGGUAGCUGCCGGGACUGUGUUCUUGGCUGUGGUUCUCCUUACAUAUAUGGGGGUAAUUGCUCCCUGGAGUGGAAGAUUUUACUCACUAUGGGAUACAGGUUACGCUAAGAUCCAUAUCCCGAUCAUAGCUUCGGUGUCUGAACACCAGCCGACAACAUGGUCAUCAUUUUUCUUCGAUUUACACGUACUUGUGUGUACAUUCCCUGUUGGACUUUGGUAUUGCAUCAAAAAUAUUAACGAUGAGAGAGUUUUUGUGGCCUUAUAUGCUCUAAGUGCUGUUUACUUUGCGGGUGUGAUGGUCCGACUGAUGUUGACUCUGACGCCUGUAGUGUGCGUUCUGGCAGGCAUCGCCUUCUCUAUAUUGCUCGACUUGGUGCUUAAAGAGGAUGAAAUGCAGACGGCGCCCGUUGAAACAGAAGACUCGAAAAACUUGUAUGAUAAGGCGGGUAAACUGAAGAAGCGUACCCCCGAGCCAGUUCCAGCCGCAGACUCCGGUCUGGGUAUGAACGUUCGCUCGGGCACACUCAUCGCCUUCAUGAUCUUGCUCAUGUUGUUCUCCGUGCACUGCACCUGGGCCACCUCUAACGCCUACUCCAGUCCUAGUAUCGUGUUGGCCAGCUAUGGUAACGACGGGUCUCGCAAAAUACUAGACGACUUCAGGGAAGCUUACGGCUGGCUGUCACAGAAUACCGCUGAAGACGCUAGAAUUAUGUCCUGGUGGGAUUAUGGUUAUCAGAUCGCCGGGAUGGGUAACAGAACGACGUUAGUCGACAAUAAUACAUGGAACAAUUCCCACAUAGCUCUGGUCGGGAAGGCUAUGGCUAGUAAUGAGAGUGCUGCCUACGAUAUAAUGACGAUGCUGGACGUGGACUACGUGCUGGUGAUCUUUGGUGGUGCUAUCGGUUAUUCUGGAGACGAUAUCAACAAGUUUAUUUGGAUGGUCCGCAUCGCUGAGGGAGAACACCCUAAGGACAUUCAUGAAGCGGAUUAUUUCACAGAGAGAGGAGAAUACAGAAUAGAUUCAGAAGCUUCUAAAACAAUGUUAAAUUGUCUCAUGUACAAAUUAUCAUAUUAUAGAUACGACAGCGGCGGCAGCCCGGCGGGCUACGACCGCACGCGCGGCGCGCUGCCCGGCCACCGCGGCUUCCAGCUCACCUACCUGGAGGAGGCCUACACCACCGAGCACUGGCUCGUGCGGAUAUACAGAGUUAAGAAACCUGAUGAGUUCAAUCGGCCGAGAUUGCCAUUGGCUAAGCGGACAAUACCGACCAGCAACAAUUUAUCAAAGAAGACAUCAAAGAGAAGAAAAGGUCUACUGAAGAAUAAACCAACUCUCGUCAAGGGCAAGAAGGUGACGAAGCUGGAGUGACGCAGCUAAGAUACGGCCUCCGUCAGUGGUGACGAUGCUGUGUUCAUUACUUAACUAUGUUCCCCAGAUAUUAAAACCAGUCUAAUUAUUUCCUACGUUUUAUUAUCUGUAUCGUUCCGCUGAGAGCGUGUUCUUACUGUUCUUGUUGACACAUUGUAGGGAUUUAAUGAAAUUUUCGCUAAGUAUGUUUCAAAAUAAUAAUAUUUUUCGUAGUGUACAUUUGACAUAAUUGUUGAAUUUCUAAAGUAUAUUUUUAAAUCGCAAACGCCUGAUUAAUAACUGGUAACAUUUUUUUUUUCUGAGUGACUUAAUUUUUUAUUUAUUUGAAUUCAGAAACAAAAUAAUUUGAUUUAAAUUCGAAUAUAUUAUUUAAAUGUAAAUUAAUGAAUAAUUAGCAAGUUACCACUGAUGCGAAUAUUAGAUCUAUGACUGACACCAAUUCUUUAUAUAUGUAUAUGUAGACUAUUAGGCUAAAGGCGUUUCUUAAAUUUUUAGAUGAAUACGUUUUAAUUUAUUUACGCGCCGAUUACAUGGAUACUGGCACAUAUUUUUUUUUUCUUUACUUUUUGUUUUUUAUUUUUCGAAAAAGAACAUCUCUUAGGAGCAACGGGAUAUAAUCUGAAUACAUCACUAUUUUCUAAACAACAAAAAAAAUUAAUGAAUGAUAAACAUUAAAUAUCAAUUAAUUUCCAUAUGCAUUAAAAUAAAUAUUAUAUUACAAAACAGUGUUAGCUUUUGAGCGAUGUUUGCUAUUUUUAUGUUUCGAAACAAACUGCAGCUUGUAUCGCUAUUUAUUUGGGUCAUUAUAUUAAAAUGGUGUAUAAUAUUAAUGCCACUUGCUCGAUCAUCACAAUUUCUCAGUAAGUUGUAAUACGUAAGGAAUGGAAAUUUAGCUAGCAUCUCCCGUAACAAAAAUGUACUUUUUAUUCCAAAGACAAGAAAUUUAAAUUAUCAUUCCGAAAAUUCAAUUCCAUUGUGAUUGAUGAGAAGGGUAUUUCCUGUAUCCUCAAAGCAUACUGUUUUCAACAACGAAUUCCGCAAGAUCGUCAUAUAAUAUACAUUUUUCUUUGUAAUUGUAGCCAUGGGUCCUUCACUAUAACAGACAUCAGACAUUGACUCCGUUUAAGGAUAUUAAAUCAAUAUUUGUUAAUUUCAAACAGAAGGAAUUGUAUUUGAAAUAUGUAUUCAUUGUAUCCAUAACACGCUUUAAGGAUUUAAUUUUAUGCUCUGCGAAGCGGGUGGAUUGCUAUCCAUGUUAGUAGUAAUAUAAGCGACGCUUGAUAUUUAUGUAGUAUUACAUAUGUAUAUGGUCCGCCCUGACUUCGCACAAGGAAAAAGGGAUUAAGUUCCCUAUAGUAUUGCGUGAAGUACUGGAUCAAACGGAUUGUAUGUCAUUUUGAUUGUUAACAAAUCGUUUUCAGACUAUAUAUGAAAAUAAUUCGUUUAUUGUAGCCAAAUGUCCAUGUUGCGGUGUCUUACCUGAUGUUCAAAGAGGGUAUCGUGUUUGUAAUUGCUACGUCCAUUUAUAUAAUAUUUAAAUAGUUUUAAAUAUUAUAUUAGAAUUAUUUAACGCCGCGUCUAUUGAUCCCAAUGAUUAAGGUAUAUAAUGUUGCCAGAUAAUAUAUCAUUAACAAUUAUGUUGAGAAAAUAAUAAAUUUUAAUUAUUAUAUUAUUGUUGAGUUAUAUUUUCUAAUACUAUUAUUGAAUUUAUCGCAAAAAGUAAUGUUCUCAGAAUAAUAAAAAAAGCCAUAACCAAGACUAGAAAUUUUAAGUUAAUAUUUUGCAUACAUCUGGCAGCGCUAACGGUAGUUUAACCUCGCUUUGUUAUCAUCGAUUAUCUUAAUAUUAUUUAUCAGAAGAAAUAAGAUUAAAAAAAAUAUGUAAUUUUAAGACAGGUUAAUGUCAAAUGCAAUAAUAUUUUUGGGACUUAUAUUGUUAAAUAUAAUGUAAAGAUAACACCAAGAUUUAGGUACGUGUUGGCCAACGACUUGGUUUUUAAAUAUCGAGUAAUAUAUAUCGACAAUCAUUACGAAUUAAGCUUGCCUCACACGGUUUUGUGAACUAUAUUUAUUUUUUAGUUAUGGAUUUAAAGUACAAAAAAAAAAAAAACUAAAAUAAGCAUUUUCAUUACAUCGUAAUCUUUAUGGGAAUAUUAUCUUUGGACAGAUGAAUCAAGUAACGUUUAAAUACAAGAGUGAAGUCUAUGCACAAGUUUUUAAUUUAAUAUAAGAUUUAUAAUUAAUUUGCGAAAAUGAAAAUAUAUCAUGGAACCGUUUGAGGCACUCAUAAUUUAAUAUGUUACUCAUUUAAAGUUGGCCAGUAAUAUAGAUAGGUGUCGUCUAGUUCAUAAUAAUGUCACAUGUGUUAGGUAGUGAAUUGUAUUUUAAAGGCAAUUAUUUCUUGUGUCUUGGUCAAAGUAUUGUCCUGUGUAAGUGAAGAUGUUAUGUGUUUUAAUUUUAUUGUUGCCCAGCACUUUUGUUUGUUUUUUUUUUUCGUAUUUUCUAACAGAGGUUUAUGUUGUGUAUUAAGGUUUCAUUGUAGUUUACAAUGUUCUUAAUAAACAGCUAAAAUAUAA
Vanessa atalanta (red admiral) is the source of this 4983-nucleotide messenger RNA. RefSeq names its product dolichyl-diphosphooligosaccharide--protein glycosyltransferase subunit STT3B (gene Stt3B). The transcript has 14 exons. Gene Ontology annotation, molecular function: dolichyl-diphosphooligosaccharide-protein glycotransferase activity. Bases 99 to 2408 code for a protein of 769 amino acids. Gene Ontology annotation, cellular component: membrane. NCBI's taxonomy places the organism in Eukaryota, Metazoa, Arthropoda, Insecta, Lepidoptera, Nymphalidae. The record is from RefSeq and is a predicted model, not a curated record. Gene Ontology annotation, biological process: post-translational protein modification.